Messenger RNA from Plasmodium relictum, 1650 nucleotides. Its product is annotated as S-adenosylmethionine-dependent methyltransferase, putative. The record is from RefSeq and is a predicted model, not a curated record. Lineage: Eukaryota; Apicomplexa; Aconoidasida; Haemosporida; Plasmodiidae. Gene Ontology annotation, molecular function: methyltransferase activity; RNA binding. Bases 1 to 1650 code for a protein of 549 amino acids. The transcript has a single exon.
AUGGUGACAUUUUUUUUAUUUCCUAAAGAUAAAUUAUUUUUUUAUGUGAAAAAUAAAUAUAAUUAUUGGUUAUUCAAAAGAAACUUUUUACAAUGUAAUAAGUAUCACACAAAUAUAAAUUAUAAUGACAAUCCAAUUAAAAGACCAACAUUAAUUAUAAAUGAAAGAUGUGUUAAAAAUGUGUUAAAUGGUUAUCCAUGGUUAUAUUCAAAAGAUGUGAAAAAUGCUGAAGAUUUAUUUUUGUAUAGCCCAUGCUUAGUAAAUAUAAAAGAUGAACAUAAUGAAAAUAUAGGAAUAGGGAUAUACAAUAAAAAUUCUGUUAUAUCAUCACGUAUUUUGAGUAGAAAUAUAAAUGAUUGUAUAAAUGAAGACUUUUUUAAUAAUAGAAUAAAGAGAGCAUAUCAGAAAAGAUUAGAGUUAUUUAAUAAUGAUAAUUAUUUUAGAGUUGUUAAUGCUGAAAGUGAUUUAUUACCAGGUAUUAUCAUUGAUAAAUAUAACAAAUUGAUAUGCGUUCAAAUUAAUGCAAGUGGAAUGGAUAUAUUAUUAAAUAUUAUAUUGAAGAGUAUAGAAAAUGUAUUAAACCCUAACAUAAUUAUUUUAAAAAAUGAUAGUCAAAUAAGAAAACUAGAAAAAUUACCUUUAAAAAAAGAAGUAUAUAAAGGGUUAUAUAAAUCACCAAUAGAAAUUAGAGAAAAUGGGGUAACUUUUUUUGUUGAUAUAUUGAAAGGACAAAAAACAGGGUGGUAUUAUGAUCAGAGAUAUAAUCGAUCGAUGCUAAUUCCCUUUUGUAAGAAUAAAAAUGUUUUAGAUUUAUUUUCUUAUGUUGGUUCUUUUGGUAUUACGUUAGCUUACUAUGGAGCUAAAGAAGUAACAUGUGUUGAUUCAUCUUAUCUAGCGAUUAAAAAUGGAAUAAAAUCAGCUCACUAUAAUAAUGUUUUAGAUAAAAUAAAUUUUGUUCAUUCAUGUGUUAAGAAUUUUCUUAAUAUAAGUUUAAAUGCACAAAUUACAAAUACUCACGACAAAACAACUUUAAAAAAUAAUGAUAAGUUUAUCUUACUUACAUCCAAAAAAAAUGGUGAAAUGAAAUAUAAUAAAAAUGAUUUUAUUUCAUUAAACAUAAAAGAAGAAGAAGAAAAAAAAUCUUUUAAAAUUGAUGAGGACAACUCAGAAACAACGAACCUAAAUGAUGAUAAAUGUAAGCAAAAAGAAGAUAUCUUUUCAGAUAUUCAAAACAUAUUCAUUUACCAAAUGAAUAAGAAUAAUAAACAUAUAGAAGAUAUAGAAGAUAUAGAAAAAUUAUUAAUUAAAAACAAUAACUUAGAAUUUUUCAAAAAAAAAUAUGAUGUUAUAUUAAUAGAUCCUCCUCCCUUAGCACGUAACAAUUAUUUAUUACCAUCUGCAUUAAAAAUUUACCAAAAACUUUUGUUUAUAUCGUUUAAAAUAAUACAGAAGCCGGGUUAUGUAUUUGUAUCAAGUUGUAAUAAAUUAAUUGGUUAUAAUGAAUUAAAUUUAUGCAUAAGAAAAUCAUUAAAUUGGUCUAAAUGCGAUGGUAUAGUAAUAGGUGAAGGAAGAAUUAGUUCUGAUCAUCCAAUUCAUGUUUCUUUACCAGAAACAAAAUAUUUAACUUCUAUUCUUUUAAUGAUUACUUAA